Messenger RNA from Lecanosticta acicola, 4857 nucleotides. The record is from the annotation of a GenBank genome assembly. NCBI's taxonomy places the organism in Eukaryota, Fungi, Ascomycota, Dothideomycetes, Mycosphaerellales, Mycosphaerellaceae.
AUGCCCUCUCUUCACUCACACUUCCACCACAGCCGGCAGCAACAUGAUCACCAAUCUUCGAACCAGCCGCAGAAACAAUCCAGUCGCAUCCCUGCCAACAACCAAUCGGCCAGUGCUGAAAGCGGCAAGCCUGGUAGACCGGUGCAACAUGUCUCGAAACUGGCCAAGCGAAGUAAGAGCGUUAGAUCUCCCGACAACAGCGUCAAGAGUAGCACGACGAGAACAGCGACAGCGGUGACAGCAGCGACGCGGAUUCCUGUUGGCACGAGCAAAGCAAUUCCUAUACCACCCUCGCGUGCUACGCCAUCCUCAGCACCGUCGAAUUUGCGCACUCCAUCCCUCGUGUCGGGAUCUUCUGUUUCGACUUACGACAGUCCACGAUCGGUGCUUCGCCGGAAACCGUCUGGCGCGAUCGACCGAUAUGCUGCUCAAAAGCGAACGCCAUCUGCAGGAGGUGGAGAGCUGGAGAGAGCGAGGUCGCACAGUCGCAACGGAUCCAGUCGCGACAUGUUCCAUGACACUGUCCUUGGCAUUUCUCUACCUUCGACGACGGCCUAUGCGGAAUCUGACUUUCCUUUGGAGCUGUCACGAAAUGCCUAUGAGAGGAGAUAUCCGAAGGACCUCACACCACCCGUCCCAACAGGCUACGCUCCAUCUGCUACGCCUUCUACAAGAUACACCGAUUCUCCCUUCAGUCUAGUACCCACCCCGAGCUCAGCUUCGUCUUACUCUCCUGCCGUUGUGUCCACCAACAGCAACGCCCCGCCACCGCGACAAUCAUACAGUCCUACUCGGGGCAGACCUCCACUUAGCGGGCGUACAUCUUCGAAAGAUGACACUCCGAGGCUGGGCUUGCCUCUCGUUCGCAAGUCGUCGACCUCGUCUUCGACUUCUACCGUCCGAGCGGAAGCAAGGCUGGCUCAGGCUAGAAGGGCGCCUCCGGCUAAGAUUCCUGAGGUUUCUUUAACGAGAAAGUCAACAGAUGCCAACAAGCCUGCGUCACGGCCUGCGGAGUCGAGGAAAACGCCGGUCACCCCGCUCAAUCGGGAUCAGGUACAAGUGCCUCCGGAGCUUGCGCAUCUCAAUGUAGACAUGUCGUCGCGUCCUAAAUUGGCCAUGCAAAAGUCACCUCCGCCAACCAGACCAACUCGAGAAGGGACCUCUACAAUAUCGGACAUGAGUCGUCCGUCGCCUGUAGUGCAGAGUGACCUGCCGCCACUUUACACGACCUACCACAAGCGAACACCCUCUCAGGAGACACCUGGCUCCGCAAGCUCAACCAGUCUCAAGAGCCGGUUCGGAUUUUCCUCUAGGUCUUCCUCGAGGAAUGAGUCGCUCCGCAUUGAUUCUGCGGUUUCACCUCCUCCUGCGGCAGGGCGCUUCCAUCGGGGUCCUUCGCCACAAGUUCCAAGUACGGGGGGCGCCAAGUUACGUAGGAAAGACUCGCCCGCGGUUGGUUCUGGGCCAAGCCCUGCGAAGACCUCACGGUUUGGAAUCUUCUCGCGCAAGCCAAAGAAUGAGCCUCGCGAGUCCCGUGAGCCUCCGAAGGUGUUGGAGAGGCCGAGACGGGCGCCAAGCAAAGGGCCCGUUGCAGGGACUGGCCAUGAAAUCUAUGGAAGGUUUGGCGCUCGUGGGCGAAGUGGUAGUGUGUCGAGCAGUGGAGAUUUUCGAUCUCCCAGUGCCGACAGUGGCUCGAGUUAUGCAACUCAAUCUGCGCGACCGCCACCACCAACGCGCAGAGAGAGCAGUACGGGAAGCCAGGAUGGCCUCAUGCUUGACAAUUUCCUCGAACAACGCCUGAACCCUAUCAUUCUGCGUGGCAGUGGUAGCACAGCAGGCAAUACAGCAUCGAGCUCCGAUCUGGCUGGAACCAGCCUUCAACCGGCUUCGUCGAAAAUAUCUUCACUGGAUAGACCUAGCCAGCCUCACUUACUGCCCUCCGCGAUUCAGAAGCCUUCCAAGGGGUCGCCUGUGAAGCGACCGGCUCUAAGACGUCGGUCUUCAGCGGAUAGCUCAGAAGGUGAUGUCACAGCUCGAUAUCUUAACCUGGCCACUCGUCGCUCGCUGACACGCCUAUCUUCCACGGAUAACAAGUCCCCGGUGCGAGUACCGCCGCCCAUCAACACUGACAUCCCUGUUCAAAAGACGGUGGUCGAUAGCUACGAUACUGAAACCUCAGCAUGGCCGCAGACCGACACCUCUCUGCCGCGAACCGAAGAGUCUUUAAACCGCGAAUGCCUCUGGUUGCGGUCACCCCAAUCAGAGUCGACAGUAAGACCACCUCGGAGAUGGAAUUUCUUCCAGCGGGCAACAUCCUCACCGAGGUCUAAAGGCAAAGAGAAGGUCGUUGAGAACAACGAAGUCCCCGAGGUUGUUGCUCAUCAGUCGCCUUACAGAGGCGUCGCUCACUACGCCAUGUCGAGCUCAGUCCAGCCUAUCGGGCUUGCAGAGGUGGAAAGAAUCGCCCAGGAGUAUGACACAUCUGCUGAAGACUCGAUGUCAGAAUCAAAUGCGCCACCAAAGAUGAUACCAUAUGAGAAACGACGCAAGCAUUUGCUGCCUUCGCCACCAAAGCACUAUUAUAGCAGCGAUUCAGACUCCCGUGCAAGGCCGACUCCGUCCAGGAUCAACGUCGAGAGACAAGACUCCUCGGAGUCAAAAUCCCCUGAGGUAUUGCGUGCGCGACCAGCUUUCGCACACCAAGCCGCUCAGGCCUUCGAUAUACCUAGAUCACCUGCGGAUGAUCAAACCCGUUCCUUGGCCGUCCCUCCGGCCGACGCACCUGAAGGGUCUGCCGAUGUCACUAGCCCGCAGCUUCGGCAGGCUGGUUCUGGCACUCCAGAGCAGCUCAAUGACUCUCCACGACAACCAAGGUUAUCCCCUGUCGGCCGAAUUCCAGCCGUGGUGUCAAAGCGGGAUCGGGACCGGAAACUCUCUGACAAUUCCUUCUCUCGGCCGUUCGCCCGGGCUCAACCUCGACCGAGCGUGAAGCCUCCAUUGAGGCCUGGUUCAGUAUAUAACCAGAUCCGGGAUAUGGCUAGUCCGAGUGAGUCCGGCUCGCAACCAGUAUCGAGCACGAGCACAAGGUCCGAUGCGGAACCCAAAAGCAGUAGCAGGUACACCAAGCUACCGAGUGAUUCCACGAAUCGAACGAGUAUGGACAUUCACAAUCAAUAUGAAUUCUUCUCAUUCCCACCCCGCAAGGAUUCUGAACAGUCCUAUCAAUCUUACCCCAGCAGCUCGGGCGAUUCAAGCUGGAUGGCAGGCUUGUCCGUCCAACAGCCUCAACUGGAAGACAUCUGGAAUGAGUACAAUGACUUCAUGGACGAGACGAUGCCGCUCAAGACUCCUACGACCGGCUCUUCCCUGGGUGCGCCGUUUCAGUAUUCGAGCACGCUAUUCGAAGGACACAACUAUCCGUUUCCUGAACCAUAUGCCAUCAGCCCACCUCCAACGGUGGGUCUGCCGCCGCUGCCUGCUCACGCACUAGAGAAUUUUGGUCCGUCUCCCUUAAAGGUACCACAGCAGAUCUCAAGAUUCUUACGGCCUUCAAUGUCUCCCACCACACCUGAUACCCUUGCCGGUUUUGUUGAGGGUUAUGGAAGCCGCAGUACCAGUGUCCUAUACGGCCAGAGUCAUAGUCAGCACCGAGCAAGCAUUCGGCCGCCUCCAACGGAGAAAUCUGCAGGUGAUAGCGUGGCUUCUUCGCGCUACAGCAAAGGUUCGCAUCAUUCGAGAUCGACCUCUUUGCCUGAGGCCAAUGCUCGUCUGUCGCAGACUAGCUCCACUCCCACUGCGCGCCAGAACCGUGACACAGCGCUGGUGGAUAUUGCGGAGAUACCGUCGACGAACAAGGAUACCAAGGCUUCUCCUGGCUUGCGAUUCGGAGCUCUCAUGACAAGUAAAUGGCUCUCUUUCGGUCGCGUCCUUUUCAGUCCUGCGCACAACGAGGUGCAAUUGGCCAGCGAAUCGAAAGUCCUCGUUGUCGAUGGUCUGAGCAGUGACUGGUCCUACUAUGUUGCUCUCUCCUACCCGGGCGCGGAAGUCUACAAUCUCAGUACGAACUUGCCCGGCUCACCAUCUUUCUCCUGGCCCGUUGAGGAGGAUGAGAAGCCCCCGCCCAACCAUCACCAAUACAGACUUGCCAACAUUGAGACAUUGUUUCCGUUUCCAAAGGGAUUCUUCAAUGCUGUAGUCUUUCGGUUCCCGACCGCUGCGACCGAAAACGCAUACACAGCUUGUAUCUCAGAGUGUAAGCGGGUAUUGCGACCUGCAGGCUUCUUGGAAGUGGCGAUGCUGGAUCUUGACCUGAUGAACAUGGGCAUCCGAGCAAGAAAAGCCGUGCGAGAUCUGAAGACGAGGAUGCAGCUCCAGGACCAAGAAGUGUGUCUCCGAAACUUGAGCGAUAUCCUCGUCCAGCUCAUUGGUAGGAGGGGCUUUGAAGGCGUGCAGAGGUGUAUCGUCGGCGUUCCAGCAGCGGGGCGUAUUCCGAGAAGUCAAGAUCUGAGCAGUGCGUCCGGUUCUUCUGACGGUGAAGGGAUGGGAAGACCAGGCUGGCUGAGAGAAACGAAGCAUUCGAAGAGUCAAGAAUUCAGGCUCGCGGACCUUCUGGAAGAUGCGAAGAGCAAUGGAUUUGGAGCACCGGGCAAGAACAACGACGAAAGUAUCACCAAGAUGGUGGCGAAAGUUGGAAGGUGGUGGUAUUCUACCUGUUACGAGAAGAUGUUGGAAGACCAGAGUAUUUUCAAGGAUUCUGCGCUUUUGAGGGAGUGCGAGAAGCAAGGGACUUCUUUUAGGAUGUUGAUUUGUCAUGCGCAGAAGCCGGCGCAGUUGAGAAGGAGGACUGUGAGUGUUUGA